AAACCUUCGUAACAACAAUAACCGAAUUUGAAAAGGAGUCUGAUUGAUUGAGCUGAUCAAAAGAAUUUGCUGGCUUUUUUGCUUUUAGUUUUUAUUUUGUGAUUUAGCUUUCUGUUUGGUUAUGAUAUUGACUUUGUAAGUCUUUCUUAAUAUCUUUGAAACCCUAAUAUUAACAGAUUCCGAGUGAGGGAACCAUGGAAGUAGAUUCAUAUUGGGAUGGAACACUCUCAUUGAAACAGUUUAUUGCUGCUGCCCAUACUUUUGCAGAGAAAUGGAAAAGGAUCAACUCUGCUUCCCCACCUUGGUCAUGGAUUAAUGCACCAAAACGACCUUAUGUUGCUUCUCAACAAAAGGAUUCUUGUCGCUGGAGAAGAUGUGUCUUCCUGUUCUUGAGAAUUAUUAUGAUAAUAGUGAUUGCACCAGGGAAGAAGAGGUCAAUUUCUCUGGGAAGGAAGAGGCAAUUGACGAUGAUGCCACUUUGCAGUCAUCAUCAAGUGCAUUACUAUGAUUUCCAUAUAGUCUAUAGUAAUUCUUACAGGGUUCCAGUGCUCUAUUUCCGAGGAUAUUGUAGUGAUGGACGGCCUCUGCAGUUGAACGAAAUCGAAAAGGACCUUCCUACUUGCUCUGCAAAGGUGUUGCUGGAAUCAAAAUGGACUUUUAUAACUCAGGAGGAGCACCCAUACUUAAACAGGCCAUGGCACAAGUUACAUCCCUGUGGGACCAGCGAAUGGAUGAGGCUGCUUUUCCUUGGCGAUGCUGUGUCUGCUGAAAAGAGAGUGGCAAUUGAACUAUAUCUAGUGUCAUGGUUCUCCGUUGCUGGCCAGGUGAUUAGCCUUAGGAUUCCUAUAGAAAUGAGACAUUUGGUGCAAAAAUUUCUAUUUAAGAACUAUCAUCGCACAAAAUAGACCAGGAGGCUUGUGUCUUGUUGAGAAAAGAGGCGGGAAAUAUCAUGUUAAAAGGGUGGCCGACUUAUCAAAAUCGCUAAAUUGCAUGCAUGGUGCAGCCAUCAGUGUGCACACCUGACAAUCAAAUGUUUUACAAGUACAGAACCCUACUGAAUGCUGCACUCCAUAUAGAAGGGCACUAAACUUGGUUUUUCUUUUUUUUUUUUCUCAUUUCCUGCACUUUCAGCUCUAGAUCAAAAAAACGCUCACCAAAAUUUACAGUAUCAAGACUUGGAGGAAUCAAGCUUUUUUCUGUUGUGGAUUUACGUCAAACUCCAUUUAGCAUGUAAUCACUCUGUGCGGGCCUGAGUGAAACUUUUACAUCCGAGCUAAUGUAGAGCAUCUUCUUCCACAUGAAAA
Molecule: messenger RNA, 1304 nt
Organism: Ricinus communis (castor bean)
Lineage: Eukaryota; Viridiplantae; Streptophyta; Magnoliopsida; Malpighiales; Euphorbiaceae
Product: ubiquitin-like-conjugating enzyme ATG10
Exons: 7
Coding region: 195-905 (236 amino acids)
Biological process (GO): protein lipidation; macroautophagy; protein modification by small protein conjugation
Cellular component (GO): intracellular anatomical structure
Molecular function (GO): Atg12 transferase activity
Source: RefSeq, a predicted model, not a curated record